UCCUAGACUAUAUAGUUUAUGGCUUCAUUCACCGGUACUCAAAUAAUACAUAGAAAAUGAAGGUAAACGAUUGCCACUUAUUAUAACCGGACGAUUCAAGGGUUGAGUUCAGUUUUAUUCCGUUCCAACAUUGGGUAUUAAGAUCCUCGGUUCUGAAAAGAAAAUCAAGUAAGGUUUUCAAACAUGGCAAAUAUUAGGGAGUUGCAUGCUGCUGCUUGGUUAGGAGAAAUAGACACUAUCUACAAAGUUAUUGAGCAGGAUCCACGCAUUUUGGAGGAAGUUGAUGCAGUACCGUUUGUCAACACUCCUUUGCACACUGCUGCAUCUGCAGGACACCUAGAAUUUUCCAUAGAGAUUAUGAGAUUGAAGCCUUCAUUUGGUUGGAAGCUAAACGAGCAAGGUUUUAGUCCAAUCCACCUUGCAUUACAAAACAAUCAACACAAUCUGGUGCGUCGCCUUGUAGAAAUCAACAAAGAUCUCGUUCGAGUCAAAGGAAGAGAAGGCGUCACUCCUUUGCAUUUUCUAUGUCAAUCUGGUGAUGACAAUAAAAACAUCAAACUUUUAAUUGACUUGCUUGAAGCAUGCCCUGAUUCUAUUGAAGAUGUGAACGUGAGAAAUGAGACUGCACUGCAUAUUGCCCUCAUAAAUCAAAACUUGAGUGCCUUUCGAAAACUGGUUCACUGGCUCGUGAAGAAUGUCCGUAAGGGCGCUGAUUCUUUAGAGGUUUCCAUCUUGAACUGGAAGAAUUCAGAAGGCAACACCAUUUUGCACAUAGCAAUAAUUAAUGAUAACGAACAGGCGUUUGAUUUAUUGAUAGGAUCAAUAAAGGUGGAUAUAAAUGCAAGGAAUUUGGAAAACCAAACAGCAUUAGACUUAGCUGAAGCUCGUCCUUUGCCAACGAUGAAUAGAAAAUUACAAGAUAGAUUUGCGUUAUUUAUCAACCGGUUUCGACGUGGUUCUAUAGUAUUAGUAAUGGAUCGCAUAAAAGCAGAAGUAAGUGAAGAACAACGCAACGCUAACUUGGUAAUUGCUACUCUCAUGUUAACCGUAAUUUAUCAAACGGUUCUGAGUCCCCCAGGUGGACUCACCCAGGGUAGCGACAAUGAUCCAAGUGGUAAGAAUCUUCUAAACUCUACUUCAUCCCACAAUUCUACUGCAGCAGGGAAAUCUGUCAUGCCACAGAAAACUUUCUAUCUUGUUACAGUCUUGAAUGCUUACGUCUUUUUGUUUGCGAUUGGCAUCAUUAUCUCCAUGCUGCCAAAAUCAUUCUCCGCUUUUGCAGUUUUUUCAAUUCUAUACUUUAUGACGAGCUAUUUUGUUUCUGAGGCAGUGAUAUGGCCGUAGGAGCACUAAGCGUAAAUAUUUCAGCUUGCUUGAAUGGAUUGGAUCAACUGUUAGUCAUUGUACUCUCUUCCUUUGGGUGGGUGCUCUUUAGUUUCCUAUAUGUG
Messenger RNA from Arachis ipaensis, 1448 nucleotides. RefSeq names its product ankyrin repeat-containing protein BDA1-like. NCBI's taxonomy places the organism in Eukaryota, Viridiplantae, Streptophyta, Magnoliopsida, Fabales, Fabaceae. The record is from RefSeq and is a predicted model, not a curated record. Gene Ontology annotation, molecular function: protein binding.